This is a messenger RNA of Daphnia magna, 936 nucleotides long. RefSeq names its product endoplasmic reticulum-Golgi intermediate compartment protein 2-like. The record is from RefSeq and is a predicted model, not a curated record. Gene Ontology annotation, cellular component: membrane; endoplasmic reticulum; COPII-coated ER to Golgi transport vesicle. The coding region runs from base 1 to 936 and encodes 311 amino acids. Gene Ontology annotation, biological process: endoplasmic reticulum to Golgi vesicle-mediated transport; retrograde vesicle-mediated transport, Golgi to endoplasmic reticulum. NCBI's taxonomy places the organism in Eukaryota, Metazoa, Arthropoda, Branchiopoda, Diplostraca, Daphniidae. The transcript is spliced from 7 exons.
AUGCAACGACGAAGGAAAGAUAAAAUAAAAGCGGUGAUCGAACUUGAUGCCUUUCCUAAGGUUCCAGAUACUUACAAAGAAAAAACAAUGUCAGGAGGCACAAUUUCCCUCAUCUGUGUUUUCAUCAUCAUGUACUUAGUUUUCUCAGAAAUCAAAGAUUUUUUACAUUCUGGAGUGAAAUUUCAUUUUGUUCCCGAUGAUGAUCUUGACACUAGAAUGGACUUGAACGUUGAUUUAACAGUUGCAAUGCCCUGCCGAUAUAUUGGAGCAGAUGUUUUAGAUUCUACAGGGCAGAGUGUUGUCAGUUUUGGUCAUCUUACAGAGGAAAACACCUGGUUUCAGUUAAGCCCUAGACAGAGAAACCACUUUGAGGCUGCUCAAAGGCUCAACAGUGUUCUCAGAGAUAAACCUCAUGGAAUCCAACAGCUGUUGUGGAAAUCUGGCUACCAGCAACUCUUUGGAGAAAUGCCAUCAAGGGAAACUGUGCCAAACCAGCCUUCUAACGCCUGUCGGUUACAUGGCAAAUUACAAUUGACAAAGGUGGCGGGUAAUUUUCAUAGUUCGUCGUUGGUACAACCCCUUGAAGGUGAUGAGGUGAUCAGUGAUAAAGGUGCCAUGUUAUUCCAAUAUUUCGUGACGGCCGUUCCGACGGAAAUCGAAUCGCUUGUUUCCGCCUCAUCCGGAAUCCAUGGGUCACUAAAAAUGUGGCAAUAUUCAGUACGAAACCAAUCAAGGGUUGUUGGUCAUGAAAAAGGGUCCCACGGGAUUCCAGGAAUUUAUUUCAAAUACGACGUGGCUCCCUUAAGAGUCCGUGUUGUUCCAGACGCACCGCCUCUUCUGCGCUUUGUUCUCCGCCUUUGUGCCAUCGUAGGUGGCGUGUAUACGUCAGCAGGUAAACAAACUCACGCUUACCCCUCCCCGCUAGUAUGUCUUUGA